UUCACUUUUUCCACCCUUUUUCUCUUUAUUUCUAAAACCAACGUUGUCCCGCCUCCUCCACACACACUACACAGACAGAGUUUCGAAACCCUAGGAACCCAGAAACAAAGGGGAUAAAUAAAAGUAAUCGGAGAAGAAGAAGAAGAAGCAAAAGAUAUGCCUCGUGAAAUCAUAACACUGCAAGUAGGACAAUGCGGGAACCAGAUCGGAAUGGAGUUCUGGAAGCAGCUUUGUUUGGAACACGGUAUCUCCAAGGACGGCAUACUUGAAGAUUUCGCUACUCAGGGAGGUGACAGGAAAGAUGUGUUUUUCUAUCAAGCUGAUGAUCAACACUACAUACCGCGAGCAUUGCUUAUGGAUUUGGAGCCUAGAGUGAUUAAUGGAAUCCAAACCGGUGAAUACAGAAAUCUCUACAAUCACGAGAAUAUAUUUACCUCAAAGGAAGGAGGCGGUGCAGGAAACAAUUGGGCCAGUGGAUAUCAUCAGGGUAAGAAUUUUGAGGAGGAUUUGAUGGACAUGAUUGACAGAGAAGCAGAUGGAAGUGAUAGUCUUGAAGGAUUUGUUUUAUGUCAUUCAAUUGCUGGAGGAACAGGCUCAGGUAUGGGUUCAUACCUUCUGGAGACUUUAAAUGAUCGAUACAGCAAGAAACUUGUUCAGACAUACAGUGUCUUCCCUAACCAAAACGAGACAAGUGAUGUGGUGGUCCAGCCUUACAACUCCCUUUUGACUCUGAAACGACUCACACUAAAUGCUGACUGUGUUGUUGUUCUUGAUAACACUGCACUUAAUAGAAUUGCAGUAGAGAGACUUCAUAUACAAAAUCCUUCUGUUUCUCAGACAAAUUCUCUGGUUUCUACUGUAAUGUCUGCUAGUACAACUACACUGAGGUACCCUGGUUAUAUGAACAAUGAUCUGGUUGGACUUCUUGCUUCUUUGAUCCCAACACCAAGAUGCCACUUUCUUAUGACAGGGUAUACACCACUGACAGUGGAACGCCAGGCUAAUAUGAUCCGAAAAACCACCGUAUUGGAUGUGAUGAGAAGACUUCUUCAGACAAAGAAUAUCAUGGUUUCAUCACAUGCCAGGACAAAAGAAGCUAGUCAGGCAAAAUAUAUAUCCAUACUGAACAUCAUUCAGGGGGAAGUUGACCCUACUCAGGUUCAUGAUAGUUUGCAGCGAAUACGUGAAAGAAAGCUUGUUAAUUUCAUUGAAUGGGGCCCUGCUAGCAUUCAGGUUGCUCUUUCAAGAAAGUCUCCAUAUGUUCAAACUGCCCACAGGGUGAGUGGGCUGAUGUUAGCAAGUUACACGGGAAUUCGGCAUCUAUUCUCUAAAUGUUUGAGUCAGUAUUCUCUCUUAAGAAAGAGACAGGCCUUUCUUGACAAAUACAGGGGUUUCCCUUUGUUUGAUGACAAUGAUCUUUCUGAAUUUGAUGAGUCAAGGGAUGUAAUCGAGAGUUUGGUUGAUGAAUAUAAAGCAUGUGAAUCCCCAGAUUAUAUAAAAUGGGGCAUGGAGGAUCCUGAUAAUCUCCUAACAGGGGAAGGAAGUGCUACAGGGACAGUAGAUCCAAAGUUAGCAAUGUGAAACCAACCAUGAAUGAUUAUGUAAAAAAUACUUUGUUUUGCUUCUAAAAAAUGAUGUGUAGCAUUAGCAAGCAUCGCAUCUUGAUUCGUGUGCGAGUGCAUUAAAAUGGAGAUUGUAAAUCUUAUGUGUGGGUGUGGGUGUGUGUUACAUUUGA
This is a messenger RNA of Lactuca virosa, 1735 nucleotides long. The record is from the annotation of a GenBank genome assembly. Lineage: Eukaryota; Viridiplantae; Streptophyta; Magnoliopsida; Asterales; Asteraceae.